Molecule: messenger RNA, 355 nt
Organism: Teleopsis dalmanni
Lineage: Eukaryota; Metazoa; Arthropoda; Insecta; Diptera; Diopsidae
Gene: Tim10
Product: mitochondrial import inner membrane translocase subunit Tim10
Exons: 2
Coding region: 1-279 (92 amino acids)
Biological process (GO): protein insertion into mitochondrial inner membrane
Cellular component (GO): mitochondrial inner membrane
Source: RefSeq, a predicted model, not a curated record
AUGGCUCUACCUCAAAUAAGUCCUGGAGAUCAAGCUAAAUUGCAAAUGAUGCAAGAAAUGGAAAUCGAAAUGAUGUCUGAUUUAUAUAACAGAAUGACAAAUGCAUGCCAUAAAAAGUGUAUUCCGCCGCGUUAUGGCGAAGCGGAUCUGGGAAAAGGAGAAAUGGUGUGUAUUGAUCGUUGCGUUGCUAAGUACUUGGACAUUCAUGAAAAGAUUGGAAAAAAAUUGACAGCAAUGUCAAUGCAAGAUGAAGAAUUAAUGAAAAAAAUGGGAAAUUAGAGACUUAGUAUUCAUAUUCCUGUUAAUAUAUUCCUUCGUUUGCUUUUACUAUUAAAAUAAAAUACAUAAAAAUUUA